CGCUGCUGCUCAGGUUCAGGCUCAGAGGAGUUUAGUAUGUGGCGGCUGGAGAGGGGAGGUAUCAUCACAAGAGCCCGAUUGUUUCCUUCCUUGACUGAGGAGUACAGGGCUACAGGGACGACCUGAAAAUUCACCAAGGAAAUCAGAUGUUGGAAAUGGACAGCUUAGACUAGACACAUGGUUAUGUACAUGCUGUGUGCACAAGCUUGGAGCAGAUAUCCGUAUCCAGCUGACGUGACCGGCCAGCUGAAUGCAGACCCUGUAUGCGCUGCUGUGUCUAGGCCUGGUGGGGGCGCUGCAACCGGCUGAUCACCUGACCCGGAAUGCCAUUCGGCACCAUCGUGGCAAGGGGGUGCCAUCUGCCAGUGGGCAGAGCUGGGUGGCUAAGAACUGCCGCCGCCUCUCGAGCCUUCUGCGGCAGAAGAACGCUGCCGUAAGGAAGCUGGAGGCAGCAGCGGCAGCGGCAGAGCGUGACCAGACGCUCUCGGAUGCUGAGCGCCUCUUCCAGGUGCACACGCUCGAGGUGUUCCAGAAGGAGCUGAAUGAGAGUGAGCGUUCCCUGUUCGAGGCUGUGCUGGGCCUUCAACGUGUGCUGAAAGGUGAUUUUGGAGAUGUGGCCAACAUGAAGGAGAGCAGCCGUCAGAGGCUUGAGGCGCUCAGGGAGGCCGCCAUUAAGGAGGAGCAGGAGUAUGUGGAGCUGGUCGCAGCUGUGAAGCACCAACAGGAGGCGCUGAAGGUGGCGCAGGAGCGGAACAAGACCCUCUCCAUGCUGGACGAGAUCCUUGAGGACGUUCGGAGGGCUGCUGACCGCCUGGAAGAGGAGAUCGAGGAUCACGCUUUCGACAACAACAAGCAGAUGAAGGGGGUCAAUGUGGAGGCAGUCCUGAGGGUGGAGGAAGAUGAAGAGGACAACAAGAGGAAGAACAUGUCAUGGCAAGUAGCGGAAGGUGACCUGGGACUGAGUAUGCUCAUUGAUUCUCAGAACAACCAAUAUAUACUGACCAAACCUCGGGAUUCGACCAUUCCUCGUGCUGACCACCACUUCAUCAAGGACCUGGUGUCAGUGGUGAUGCUCUCUCUGCCCUGUGGUUGGCUGUGCACACUGGUUGGACUGCCUCCUAUGUUUGGGUACAUAGUUUGUGGGAUUUUGCUAGGUCCAUCAGGGCUUAACAGCAUUAAGUCCAUGGUUCAAGUAGAGACGCUGGGGGAGUUGGGUGUUUUCUUCACACUCUUUGUGGUUGGCCUUGAGUUUUCUCCUGAGCGACUGCACAAGGUGUGGAAGAUCUCUGUUCAGGGCUCCAGCUAUCUCAGCCUCCUGAUGGUGGGGGCGGGGCUUCUUUGGGGAAAGGUGUUUAGGCUCCACCCUAUUCAGACGGUGUUCAUUUCCAGCUGUCUGUCUCUGUCCAGCACUCCUCUCGUGUCACGCUUCCUUUCUGGCGGGUCCAGAGCGGAUAAGGAAGGUGAACUGGACUAUAGCAGUGUUUUAUUGGGUAUGCUGGUGAUGCAGGAUGUUCAGUUGAGCCUUUUCAUCGCCAUCAUGCCAACUCUGAUCCAAGCAGGAAGUGGUGGGAUGGACAGCGCUUUGAUCGGAGGAUUGCGUGUCCUGGUGCUGUUGGCUCAGGUACUCGUCUCGCUUGCCGUCGUGCUACUGAUCUGCUGGCUCCUCAGAUCUCAUCUGAUUGGUCCGUUCUACAGAAAGCUCCACGCUGAGAGUAAAGGGAACAAAGAGAUCCUUGUUCUGGGGACUGCAGCCUUUGUAUUCCUAAUGCUCACAGUAACAGAUUUUCUGGAUGUUUCCAUGGAGCUAGGCUGUUUCCUUGCAGGAGCACUGCUCUCCUCACAGGGUCACAUGGUUACCAGUGAAGUCAUGAGCUGUAUUGAGCCAAUCAGAGACUUCCUGGCAAUCAUCUUCUUUGCAUCUAUUGGGCUGCACGUGUUCCCAACGUUUGUUCUAUACGAGUUAACCAUCCUCCUGGUUUUGACCCUGUCGGUGGUAAUCCUGAAGUUUGUCAUGGCAGUGCUGGUGCUGACGGCAAUCCUGCCGCUGGGAAACCGACACAUCCGCUGGAUUGUAUCAGCAGGCCUGGCGCAAGUCAGCGAGUUCUCCUUUGUCCUGGGCAGCCGAGCUCGCCGGGCUGGCAUCAUCUCAAGAGAGGUGUAUCUUCUUGUACUGAGCGUCACUACAUUAAGUCUGCUGCUAGCACCUGCGCUAUGGAGAGCUGCGACUCUCAAAUGCAUCCCUAGGGUGGAGAAGAAACCAUCCACCUGACCCACACUCUGCAUGAGGAGACUCGCUGUUUUCUCACGUGGAAGACUGUGAUACUACUAAGGGUUGUAAGCCAAGGCACCUUUUGCUUUGACUCUGGGACAAAGGGACUGCUACGUCCCACUUUCUAACGAUGACCAGUGUACGUUUAAGCGUAUUUUAAAGCCUCAUUCAUGGAGCAUAACUUAGACAAAAGAUUGCACAAUAGGUUGAGAUAAGACUUGAAUUUUUUAUAGUUGCGACUCUGAGCUUAUUGCGUCUUUUAAGCUCUUUAUUGCAUAAACUGUAUUUAUUGCUGUAGAUUUGCAAUCUGAAAGCUGUUCUGCUGGUAAAAGGAAGUGCCUAACUGUGCCUUGACGUCAGCUGAUGUCAACUUGCGUACCAAAUUAACCUACGUGGCGAGGUACAUACCAGUCUGUCUAGUCGCACCAGCCUUGGAAAUCUCAAUAGGUUUUUGCAUGUCUACUCGUUUGCACAUUCUUAUUGACUGUUAUAAAGGUCAGCAGCGUUCUGGGCUGAAGUCAAAUUAGAGCAGAAGUGUCACGAAAACAGCAAGCACAUUCCAGCGCUGUCAUGUUUAUUAUUCCGUAAGUGGCCGCUGUUAGAAGUGGCAAAGUGUACUUUUCAUGAAUGUCCAAUCAAUUAUUUUUGAAAGUCUGUAGGUAAUGUGAAUGCCAAGGUUAACACUUUUCAGAUGAAGGAGCUCACCAUGUUGUCUUGUUAAACUUUGCGCUGUAAGUGGUAGAAAUUACAGCUGACAGAUGAUGUAAAGAGUACAUGUACAGUGCUGUGCAAAAGUCUUAGGCAUGUGCAAAGAUGCCUUCAAAGAUAAUGAAAUGAAAUGUUUCUCCAUUUAAAAAAAAUACUAUAAAGAGCAGUAAUGAAUUAAACAAAGGCAAUAUUUGGUGCGACGAACCUUUGUUUUUAAAGUAGUCUCAGGUAGAGUUAGUGCAGUUUUAUAUAAGGAAAAGAGCUGUAAGUGUUAUUGAACAUCUUGCAGAACCAGUCAUGGUUCUUCUGGAGACUUUGACUGUCACAUUUGCUUCUUAUUUUUGCAGCAAAAACCAGCAGCCAUUACUUUUUUUUUUUUUUUCUUUUUUUUUUUUUUUAAAUGUGUCUCUUACGUAAUAUGCUGCUUUCUUUACUGACAUACAAACAUUUUUCUAGAACAUUUCAAUUUGUUCUGGAAAACUAAUGUUUGAGAAUCUAAAAUGGUUUUGUACUGACUCGAUAAUGUACAAGUCACAAAAUAAAAAAUCGAUAACAAAGUUUGUACUAAAAAAAAUAGGGUGCCUAAGACUUUUGCCCGGUACUGUAUAUAUGAGAUCGUGUGAUAUUAAAAGAAAUUAUGACUUA
Ictalurus punctatus (channel catfish) is the source of this 3622-nucleotide messenger RNA. It is a transcript of the gene slc9d1, whose product is annotated as transmembrane and coiled-coil domains 3. The record is from RefSeq and is a predicted model, not a curated record. Gene Ontology annotation, molecular function: potassium:proton antiporter activity. Gene Ontology annotation, biological process: potassium ion transmembrane transport; proton transmembrane transport. Lineage: Eukaryota; Metazoa; Chordata; Actinopteri; Siluriformes; Ictaluridae. The coding region runs from base 251 to 2269 and encodes 672 amino acids. The transcript has 14 exons. Gene Ontology annotation, cellular component: membrane.